Messenger RNA from Raphanus sativus (radish), 1033 nucleotides. Its product is annotated as zinc finger protein GIS. The record is from RefSeq and is a predicted model, not a curated record. Bases 78 to 812 code for a protein of 244 amino acids. The transcript has a single exon. Gene Ontology annotation, biological process: response to gibberellin; trichome morphogenesis; trichome differentiation. NCBI's taxonomy places the organism in Eukaryota, Viridiplantae, Streptophyta, Magnoliopsida, Brassicales, Brassicaceae. Gene Ontology annotation, molecular function: DNA-binding transcription factor activity.
UCUUUCUUUCUGGAACAGUCAGCCCACAACUCCAAUAUUAAAGCAUCACUCCUCUCUCUCUCUCUCUCUCUCUCUCAAUGGACGAAACAAAUGCAGGAAGAGAAACUCAAAAUUUCAUGGACGUUGAAUCUUUCUCCCAGCUUCCUUUCUUCCGUCGUCCUCCCUCCAAAGAUAAGAACCCUAAACCCAUUCGUCUCUUCGGAAAAGAUUUCACCGUUGGAGAUAACUCCGAUAACAAAAACAAAGAAGAUGAAGAAGAUGACCAAACCGGAGAUAACGGUAAGGACAAUAGCAUGAGCAACAACAACAGGAGAUUCGAGUGUCACUAUUGUUUUAGAAACUUUCCUACUUCACAAGCCCUAGGUGGACACCAAAACGCUCACAAAAGAGAACGCCAGCUCGCCAAACGCGGUGCUUCCUCUUAUUUUUAUCAUCAAGACGCGAAUCUCUAUGGUUACCGUCACUACCCUUCGUGGAGCAGCACAUCUUUACCGGCUGCUAGGUUCUAUGGAGGACACAUUCCAGGUCCAGGACCGUCCUCCUCGUAUCACACACGACCGAUCAAUGGGAGUCCAUUAGGUCUAUGGCGUGUACCGCCUUCAUCUUCCAACGUUAGAAGCGUUUAUAACUCAAACCCAGCGUUUACUAGUUAUGGCUCUUCUGAUAACUCAAGUUUACCGUCCUUGGCCGGUUCUCAGUCGCAUCCACCUUUACAAGUGGAUGGCUCCGCAGCUCAGAACCGCAUGUCCUCAUACCGGUAUGGUUUGAGCCCUAAUGUGCAAGAUCAUGUGAGUCUCGAUCUAAAUCUUUAACGUUACAGAUCUAUUUCACACAUGUUUUGACCAAUUCCUUUAGUAAUAUAUGUAAGAUUGUUAUGUAACUUAGGGAAAGAAAAUAAAAUGGGUAGGCAUCUGAAUGAGAAAAUGUACGAUGUGUAGAUCUUACGUUAACGUAAUUUAUUUCGUUAAAAAUUGAUGAUGUUUCUGAUACUCCUCGAUUAUAUAUAAUGAGAACUCAAUUAUCUGUUUCUUUU